Molecule: messenger RNA, 2776 nt
Organism: Amphibalanus amphitrite
Lineage: Eukaryota; Metazoa; Arthropoda; Thecostraca; Balanomorpha; Balanidae
Product: probable isocitrate dehydrogenase [NAD] subunit alpha, mitochondrial
Exons: 6
Coding region: 151-1218 (355 amino acids)
Biological process (GO): tricarboxylic acid cycle; isocitrate metabolic process
Cellular component (GO): mitochondrion
Molecular function (GO): NAD binding; magnesium ion binding; isocitrate dehydrogenase (NAD+) activity
Source: RefSeq, a predicted model, not a curated record
UUUUCGUCUUUUUCUUUUGGUGUCCUACAGUCUUCCGGAAAGUUAACUUUAGCCUUUAGCAUUUGCUAUUGAAGUUAUACAGCCUGCUUAUUUUAUUUUUUGGGUUUUCAUCUUUGUCGUCAAGAAUUAGAUAGCUUCAACAUCUCUAAAAUGGCCAGCUCAGUCUUCCGAUCACUGGUGACCCCGCUGCGCCGCGGCGGACGGCGCCAGUUCUCCUCAGGCCGAAAAACUGUGACCCUCAUCCCCGGCGAUGGCAUCGGCCCGGAGAUCAGCGCCGCCGUCCAGAAGAUAUUCUCGGCUGCAGGAGUGCCGAUCGACUGGGAAUCUGUGGACGUGACGCCCGUGCGCGGCCCGGACGGCAUGUUCGGCAUCCCCCAGUCGGCCAUCGACUCGGUCAACAAAAACCAGAUCGGCCUCAAGGGCCCGCUCAUGACGCCCGUCGGCAAGGGUCACCGCUCGCUCAACCUGGCGCUCAGAAAGGAGUUUAACCUGUACGCCAACGUGCGGCCGUGCCGCUCCAUCGACGGCUACGAGACGCUCUACAAGGACGUCGACCUGGUCACCAUCCGUGAGAACACCGAGGGCGAGUACUCGGGCAUCGAGCACGAGAUCGUGCCCGGCGUGGUGCAGAGCAUCAAACUCAUCACGGAGCCGGCCUCGAUGCGCGUGGCAGAGUUCGCCUUCAACUAUGCCAAGGCCAACGGGCGCAGCAAGGUGACGGCCGUCCACAAGGCCAACAUCAUGCGUCUGUCGGACGGCACGUUCCUCAACUGCUGCCGACUGGUGGCCGAGCGGAACCCGGACAUCAAGUUCGAGGAGCGCUACCUGGACACGGUGUGCCUGAACAUGGUGCAGGACCCGUCACAGUACGACGUGCUGGUCAUGCCCAACCUGUACGGAGACAUCCUCUCGGACCUGUGCGCUGGCCUGAUCGGAGGACUGGGCGUCACACCCAGCGGCAACGUCGGAAUCAACGGAGCCAUCUUCGAGUCGGUGCACGGCACUGCGCCCGACAUCGCCGGCCUGGACCUGGCCAACCCGACAGCGCUGCUGCUCUCCGCCGUCAUGAUGCUGCGGCACAUGGAGCUCAACUCGUUCGGGGACCGCAUCGAGACGGCGUGUCUGGACGUCAUCCGCGAGGGCCGCCACCGGACCGGCGACCUCGGCGGCUCGGCCAAGUGUUCCGAGUUCACCGACGCCAUCUGUGAGAAGCUGUAGGAGGCUGCGCCGUGCCGGUCGCCGCUAGGGCGCCGGCGCCGCCCGCUAGGCUGAUUAUUGGGUGCUGUUGUGCAAUUUAGGGCGAGAUGCGGUGGCGUGACGGCCGCGUAGGUCACGGACCGGUGGUGUGGUGGGCGACAGGACAGGAUUGAGGAUGGAGCUGUGUCUAGCUAGACGCUCGCUACACUAUUUAUUGCAUCUCGCCGCCCGUUAUGCCGCUCCCGUCUGUGUUUGUUUUGUUUCCGUUACUGGGGCUGGUAGGUGGCCGGUACUCGGGCCGGCGCCGGCAGCUCCGUCUGUCUGUCUGUCUGUGUGUGGGGCGUGUCCGCCGGCCCGGUGCGGCGGCGGCGGCGGCGGCGCGCCAUGACUCUUCCUCGGGGCGCCGCCGCCGCCGCCCCCGCCCCCGCCCCCGCCCGCCGACGGAGGGGCGGCGGCCGGCGCGUGAACACGGUAAUUGGUGUGUGCAUCGAUCCUGAGCGAUGAAGAGUUCCGUCGGCGCCGGGCGGCGGGUACGGUCCGCCCGGCGGGCGAGCGGGCACGGUCGGGCACGGUCCGCCGGGCGAGCGGGCACGGUCGGCCCGGCGAGCGAGGCCGCGCCGUACCGGGGCACCGGCCGUCCUCCGGCACCUCACCAGUCUCCAUGACUUGGAGCCCCUAUACAGGCUUCUUUACGACUCUCUCUUUUCUUUCUACCUUACUUCUGUAUUAUUUAUCUGAUUUGUUUGCAUCUAGACAUCUGAUUGCCGUUCCCUUUUUGAAAUGCCUCAGGUCUGAUGUUUCCGUUGUAUUUGUCCAUGCGUAUUGUUUCUAGAUUUGCCAUAUACUCAUAUCAGUUAUUCUCUUUUGAUCCACCCUCCCUCCAGCUUUUCCGUAUGACAUUUCUUGUCGUCAUUUACCUCGUUACUUUUCAUGCGAUCGCCGAUCUCGUCUCUCCGGCGUUUCCCGUCGCCGCCGCACAUCUUGCCUGUAUCCAGGCGCGUUUUUGUCCGCUGCCGAUUAUCAUUUCUGGUGAGUGCCACUGCGCCAUGUCCCAGACGGGCUGCUUUGGACCGUCUCUCGCCCUCUGUGUCUCUCGAUCCCUCUCUCCCUCUUUUCCCUCUUCUUACACUCUCCUCUUUCUCCGUCUUUCUUCUUUUCUUGCCUCUAUCAAUCUCUGUCUCUUCUUUUUUCCUUCUCCUUUACGUCUAUUUAUCUAUCUAUUUAUCUAUCUAUUUCUAUCUAUAUCUAUCUGUAGAUCUACCUACCUACAUAUUUAUCCCUCCCGCUGCUCUCUGGUCUCUCAGUUGUCGGUUUACCGGGGUCCGAUUCCACCAGUCAGUAUUGAGAGGAUUGCGUGCCCCGCCCGUCAGUACUGAGAGGAGGGCGCCCCGCCCGUCAGUACUGAGAGGAGGGCGCCCCGCCCGUCAGUAUUGAGAGGAGGGCGCCCCCGGUCGCGCGCCGAUACCCCAGCUCGGAGAAGUGUGAGAGUGCGAGUGAGGCGAGUGGUGCGCCCCGCGCCGAGCCGCGCCGGGCUGUUCUGUGACUGCUGACUUCUGCAAUACACGCCGCCGCAGAUGUG